CACUCCCAAGUUUUACUUACAGACUGCAAGUAAUUUUCAGAGCACAAAGGGUUUCUACUACAGACGGACUUUACGCAAGUUUAACAACAUGGUUCAGGCAUGGUUCAUGGAUUCUUCCAAACAAGAUCAGAGACUAGAACAUCAUAGGACACCACCAAAGUAUCUGACCUUGGAUGAAUUAUUUAAAAAAUCUGGUGUUGAAUAUUUCAAACUUGAUCCUGAAAACUAUGCUGAAGAGCUGGACAUGUUGAAGAAGAAAAGAGGUUACACCUAUGAAGACAACAUAACUUGCUCCAAAGAGUGCUUAGAGAACUAUGAAGAAAAACUGAAAACUUUCUUUGCGGAACAUUUGCACACUGAAGAGGAAAUACGUUUUGUUCUGCAAGGCUCUGGGUACUUUGACGUCCGCGAUAUCAAUGAAGAGUGGAUACGUAUCGCAGUCUCACCAGGGGAUUUAAUCAUCAUACCAGCAGGCAUCUACCACCGCUUCACUCUUGACACCAGGAAUUUUAUCCAAGCAAAGCGGUUUUUCAUUGGACAGCCAGUGUGGACUCCAUACAAUCGACCAGCAGACAGCUUGGAAUGCCGUCAGAAGUAUCUUCAACGUGCCAUAAAAGGGUUUGAAGAAUAAAAUUUACUUUAUUUCCUUUGCUUCUGGAGAGCUGAACACAUAAACUGAAACUGUUUAUAUACCGGUGUUUGUGAUCAAGAUACAUGAGAUUUGAUAGCAGUGAUUUUUACUCCUUUAUGUUAAAUUGUUUUGAUUAAUACUGCAUGGAUUAAAUGUAGAAUAAACUACACUGUGAAUUAGUUAACAACACAUUAUUAUAGAUAGUAAAGAAGACAAUCAAAUAAUUCAAAUUCAAACAUAAAAAAUAUUUUUAAAAAGUUUUUCCACAGAAUAAAUAAAACUGUUGCCAUGUAAUUGUAUUUUUUAUUAGUAAAUUCGUUAAAGUGAAAAUAUUAGUAACAAUGCUAAAAAUGUUAUUUUUGUUAAUAUGAACAUUUUUCACAGUUAUAUACAGAAGCAUUGGAAAAUUCUACAAAACUUGUUUUACUUUAUUAUAAAAUACUUGUUACAUUAUAAACUAAGUGAUCACAUAAAGUAAAGGAAAUAUUUUAAUUCACAAGAUGAGAAAACAUAGAACUAAGAAAGUGUCAAAUAAUGUACACCCACACUGUUGUAUCCAAAAACUAAGCUAGACUUUCAAUCCUGUGCCAUCAAAUAAAUAUUCAUGUUAUUAUUUAAAGACACACUGCCAUAUUUCUGUAAAAUGAUUUUCGAUUCAUGACAGUGACGAAAUAAAAUAAAAUCUUUAACAGCAAUAGAAAACUCUUCAUUUUUUAUUCUUGUCAUUGCGAAUAGUUGGCAAACUAAAAUUCUGUAAGAUUAUGUACGUACAUCUGAAAACACACUAGAAUGGCAAGAAAUGGAAGGAUUUGUAAUUCUUUUCUUCAAGACAAGGGUACCGACUGCGAACGUUAUAUACCUUCCAUAUAUUGAAUACACAGCGUUAGUGAGCACAAACAUAUAAUGCUAGUGUUCUGGCAUACUUACAUUUUGUUUUUCCACUUAAACCUAUUUGAAAGAUCUACAUCUAGGGUAUACUAGCGAUUGUAAACAAAAAUGUAUGUAAAGUAUAAAGUAAAACUUUUAACAUGUUAAACUUCACGGAUGGAAUAAGUGUUGGAAUAGUUAGGUUUUAAAACUUUAUUUUUGCAUUUAUUGAAAUUUAUAAAACAAACAUUAUAAGCAGGAAAUGCUCUAUUUGUGAAAUAUUAUAUGCGGGAAAUAUAUACAUUGUUCUUAUGGGAAAAAAGUUGGGACUUUAAAAAUAUGACAUUAUAAGGAGGAAAAACUUAUAAGCUGGAACAUUAUAACAGGGUUGUACUAAGAUUAGCAAAAUAACAUUUUUAGAUAAGCAGACAUGGUUUACUAAUUAUUUUGGUUUCAAUAUUUUUGUGUUGUCAUCAUUUGUGUGUUUUUUUGUUCACUUAGUACUUUUUUCUUUGUUUUUUCUUUGUUUGUUGACCAUAUUUCUGUUUCGGAAUAUUUUGUGGUGUUUAUAUUCUUGUUGACAACAGCAAUUGUUUGCUUAAUUUUGUGUGUUUUUUGUCUUUCUUGUGUAUUUUUAUUUAUUUUAUUUAUUAGUUUUUCUUCAACAGAAAAAGUUCUUAGCAAUGGCGAAUGUCCAAAAACUUACAUCAAGUCAUGGUUUACUACAAUAAAAAACUAUAUUUUGUAACAAGAUUACAUAGUAUACAUGCAGUAUACAUGUCCUUUAUUGUUUAUAAGUCAUUAAAAAAUAUAAAAAUAACUUUUCACAUAAUUUCUUAACAAAGAAUUUGUCAACUUUCUUCUGUUUCAAACAUGUAUGGCAUUUGAAUGAAGCACUGUCAGCUACAUUAUGGUGUGUUGUCUUUGCAUAGAUGUAGAAUACUAUUUUUUUUAUGUGUACAUUACAUAAAAUGUCUACAAAUCUGAUCCGGAUUAUCCAGAGAUUUGGAUCAACGAGGGCCGGAUAAACAAGGUUUUAUGGAACAUACCAUAAGCACAGGAAUAACGCAUAAAUGUAUGAAAAUAUGCUUGGUAAUUGUGUGACGUGAUUUUUUAGCAUGCAUUUUUUAAAUAUUCCUUGAGGUAUAAACCCAGCACCCCAUUGUAUUAUGAAAUCAAUUACAUAUACUAUAUAUAAUUGGGCACAUACAUUUUGAAACAUCAUGCAAUGCCACUUUUACACGUUCUCGCAGGGAUGUAAUUAGCAAACCAAAAAUGU
Messenger RNA from Bacillus rossius redtenbacheri, 2777 nucleotides. RefSeq names its product acireductone dioxygenase-like. The record is from RefSeq and is a predicted model, not a curated record. Bases 89 to 631 code for a protein of 180 amino acids. NCBI's taxonomy places the organism in Eukaryota, Metazoa, Arthropoda, Insecta, Phasmatodea, Bacillidae. The transcript has a single exon. Gene Ontology annotation, molecular function: acireductone dioxygenase [iron(II)-requiring] activity.